AUUCCUUUUUGACCUUCGCAUUCGUUUCGUUGGGGACGUCUUUCAUUUUUGUUUCCCAGGCAUGCGUGUCGUAAUAGCCGUGGAGCACAUUAAAGUUGGGAAGUUUUAAAUUAAAAAUGUCGCGUAAUCUUGUAUUAUAUUUCUCAAAUUUCUUGCAAAGAUUGGAGUCUUUGCUUCCAGCCAUAUUUCCCCAAGGCUCCUUGCCACCAGCAUUUGCUGUAGCCGGCCUACCCUCAACAUAUGAUAAAAUCACCAGGAAUCAAACUCCCUCCCGAUCUCUGAAAGAUAUCAUUGGUGAUGGUAUCUUAUGGGCUGUACCCAAGCAUCGGCGUACGGUGGAGAAACGUUUAAAUCGCAAAUUUGGCUAUCCCGAAUACAAUUGGAAAUUGUUGCGCGUCAAGACUCAUUUGCGAUCGUGCAAUCAAUGUGGUCAUGAUUACGAAGCUGGACAUUUGUGUCCCCACUGCUAUAACAAGGUACGCGAUGAAACCCAACAAAUGCAAGAAAAAAUACAAGAACAAUUGGGCUUGAACCCCAUUGAACAAGAUGUUGUAGUUUUGUAUGAGGGUGAACGCGGAGAACAACCCUCGGAAAUGUUGAAUGGCAAACGUAUUGUGGAGAUGCCAAAGCCCCGUCCCAUAUGGUUUACCAAAAAUCUUUUGCAAAAGACCACACAACAACCAUCGAAUUCCAAAGAAGUUAAACCCAAUGAUUUGGCCUAAGGUCGCUGAAAUAUGUUUAAAUAAAAUUUUGUUAAAAAGUAUUGAAAA
This is a messenger RNA of Musca domestica (house fly), 770 nucleotides long. RefSeq names its product large ribosomal subunit protein bL32m (gene mRpL32). The record is from RefSeq and is a predicted model, not a curated record. Bases 117 to 722 code for a protein of 201 amino acids. Gene Ontology annotation, cellular component: mitochondrial large ribosomal subunit. Gene Ontology annotation, biological process: translation. The transcript is spliced from 2 exons. Gene Ontology annotation, molecular function: structural constituent of ribosome. NCBI's taxonomy places the organism in Eukaryota, Metazoa, Arthropoda, Insecta, Diptera, Muscidae.